CACUGGCUGCAUCACCGAGUCCCAGCCCAAGUGAGCUCAUGGGGCUCAGCUGGAUGCCGCGAGGUAGCGCAGACACGUAAUGAAGACAACUGUCACGGAAAGUCUAAGAGGGACGCUUGUUCCACGGACGGCCCGGACAAUGAAGAAUCGGCGUGCCACCCCCUCUCUCGCCCCCCAGCUGAUGCCAAGCGGGCGGCCGGCAGCCGGCAGAUGAAUAGCGGGUCUGUUCCAGCAGCUGCGCUUCCCGGUCCAGCGACGGGAGAGGCUCCGGGAGCGCAGAGUCCUCGGCUACUUGCGCCGUCCGUGGAGAGAGAGACCGAGGGCAAAAGGAUGGCCUCAGAAGGGGAGAGCAUCAACCUCCAAGGCAUGAAUCCUCAUCUCAGGAAUAAUGGUCCGAUGAACAUCAACCACUACGCAACGAAGAAGAGCGUGGCAGAGAGCAUGCUGGAUGUGGCGCUCUUCAUGGCCAACGUCACUCAGCUCAAAGCAGUGCUGGAGCAAGGGGCCUCCUUUCAGUAUUACGUCACCCUGAUCGUGCUCAUCAGCAUCUCUCUCUUCUUCCAGGUGGUGAUUGGGAUUCUCCUCAUCAUCAGUGCUCGUUUGAACCUGAAUGAUGUUGCAAAGCAACCACGCCUGAAUAUCCUCAACAAUGCUGCCACAGCUCUCAUCUUCAUCACGGUCAUCCUCAAUAUCUUCAUCACAGCCUUUGGGGUGCAGAAGACUGGCCUCUACCCUACCAGGAACUAUAGGGGUCCUUAUUAAGUCAUGGGGCAAGGGAGUCAGGAUAUGGGCAGCGCGACUGACGGGGGAAAGCUCUCCUCUAUAUUUUUACUGACCUCAGCAGAAUCCCGGCAUCCCAACGAAUCCAGAGAACUGGGUUAAAACUUUCAAAAUUGUACGUGUUUUGUUUCAUACAGGCUGUUUAGUGCUUUUGCACUUCUGCAUGGGUGAAAACCUACAUUGCUUUUCAAAGGUAGAGCAAACUUGGAGUGAUUUCUAGCGAGAGCUGUAGAAACAGCAGCAGGUACGCAAUUUCAAAGUACAGUUCUGUAAAUCUUUUCUCUUAUUUUAGUUGCUUGCUUCUCAUAUGCAAUAUUGCCUCAUUUUGUAGAGAAGCUUGAACAAUUUAUUUUAUAGGCUAAAUAAACAGAAAAUGGCCAGCUUUUUUUGUCUCAAGAAUAAUUUGCUUUAUUUAAAGCAAUGCUAUCCAAUAGAUUACAUCCAAAAUGUAGGAGUGGAUUUUUUUAAACUAAAAAGAAGUUUUCAUGGGAGGAUAAAAAAGUGUGCGUAUAUCAACACCGCUAAAAGGAGUUCAAAACGUUUUCCUAGCUGUUUAAAAAUAAAAUUAAAUGGGAAACAGUUAAGAAAACAAUCAAAUAUUUCCAGCACUGGAAAAUGAACAAUGACAGAAAACAGAUAUUAUGUUCUGAUGUCAUCAGCAGAGUCCUAUCAGGAAUACUGUCUGAGUAGCCUGAUAAUAUUUAGGAGGAAAAAAAAAAGAGAGAAACUCUUUAUACAUAAUGAGACACCCCAGGCUAAUUGCCACACUGAGAAAUAGCAGAUGCAUAAUGUAUUACUUUAUUUAAAAGUUCAGCAUUAUAAUUUAAGGUGUUACCAUUAACAUAAAUGUUUUAAAAUAUGUAAUUUUUAUAUUGCCAAUGUUGGGAAUUCUAUUGUAUUAGAACAUUUUUUUUUUCUUUAAAAAAAGACUAUUAGCAUUCAUGAACUUUAAAGGUUUUUUGGAAAGAUUUUGGGUCCCACAUUGAAAUUCUGUAGUCAUUCUGAAAAACUGGAUUAUUUUUAAUAGCAUGUUAUAAGCAUAUUUAAAUAGUGACAUGCUUUUCUGAUUAUUAAGUAAUUUUUCAAAGUAAGGCAGAAUCAGUGUUCAAUACAGAUAAUAUUUUGCAUACUGCCACUAAGAAAGAAAGGUCAUGAAGUUACGUGCAUACUGUUCUUCAAAAGCUAAUGGGAGUGGCUGACACUGCUAAAAAACAGAUAUGAGCAGAUUCUGUUUCCUCUAAAUUUGACUUUUCAGAAUUAAAUUUCUGUUUAAGUCACAGGUGGUGACUCUGGAUGACUUUGUGAAUGAUCUUUCAACAGUAGCUUACGGGUAAGACCUACAGGCUAGCAUCGGGUCCUCCACCACAAUCCUCAAACCACAGCGGCUUUUUUGCAGCUGAAGGAAAGGUGUGUAGAAAAAAUAGGGUGAAAAACAGCGGUUUUGUAUGUACUGGAAUUUUAAUUAGCAAAGUUUAGCACAGUUUAGGUCUGUUUGGUGAAUCAAGUAAAGACAUGGCCUCUCCCCAGACUGACAGCACGUCAGUGGAAACGUUUCUGAGACACCUCCAGGAUCCUGCUGUCCUCCAGGAUGAAGCUUCACUGUAGAGGCAACAAAACUUAAUUGCAGCCACUAGAAAAUCAUCAGUCAAGGGCUCGCAGCCACUACUCGCCCAACUGAGUUUAUGAAAAGAUAAACAAGUACGCAUCCCGUUUCACAGAAUCACAGAAUCACAGAAUCGUUCAGGUUGGAAGGGACCUCUGGA
Molecule: messenger RNA, 2543 nt
Organism: Struthio camelus australis
Lineage: Eukaryota; Metazoa; Chordata; Aves; Struthioniformes; Struthionidae
Source: RefSeq, a predicted model, not a curated record